Molecule: messenger RNA, 3567 nt
Organism: Acanthosepion pharaonis
Lineage: Eukaryota; Metazoa; Mollusca; Cephalopoda; Sepiida; Sepiidae
Source: the annotation of a GenBank genome assembly
AUGUUUUAUUUUGCAGCCCUUGCUUCAGCACAUGGUACCCAUCAUGCAUUGCCGUUAUCUUUAUCCAAUGUCAUCACGACUACAAAACCUUAUAAUGUUCGCUCGAUGCCUAUUCUAAGGAUGUCUGAAGUUGCCUGGGACACCAAUCGGGGAAUGUUGACAAACGGUGGCGGUGGUCACGGUGGACAAGACAUGGCGGGGAUGCGACAACACGCAGUUGCUACUCGCUCUCAAGACGAUGCAAGAGUCGGAUAUUUUUUUCAGAGACCACAGACAGAUGCCGAACUCGUCAAUUACGGCAAUAAACGAUGGGCUCCUGGCGACGACAGUAUUAUUGAGCAGGGUCGUGGGAUAGCUGUUCAGGACCUGGAAAGGGAGUUCCAUGCGCUCAGCCUUGGUCAAAGAGAGGUGAUGAGAUAUCCACAGGCAGAUGCUGGUCCUAUGGCAGGAGCACCCUACUUGACACAAGGGAGAGUUUCCAAGAUGAAUACGCAUAAAAAACUAUGGGAUGUUGAAGAUGAUGGUAGUAAAAAUAAUGAUGGAAACAAAGGUAUAUUUUCCAGCAGUCCCUGGACACCUCGUGAUGACACCUGGAGUACAGCAGAUCAUGCAGUAUCACAACCACUUACUGUUGUUCAAAGGAGAGCUGGUAGCUUUCCUAAUAAUGAAGUAAACAGUGUAUUGUCUCCACGUUCAGAAACCAAUGCACUUGGAGUUAACAUGGUGGAAUAUGUAUUAAGUAGCUCACCAACUGCUGGGAAAGAUUUGGAUCCACGGCUUAAUCGAUUAAAAAGCUAUGUUGCACCAGAUUCUUCCAUUGAAAAUGCUGAAAAGAAAAGUAAGACUCCAUCUCCAUUUGAAGGUGGUGAAGGAGAUCGUAAUGAUAUUGAGAAUAAAGAUACAUUACAAGCUAAUGGAAUUCUUCAGAAUGGUUUGGAUGAAGAUGAUGGUUACCGUGGAAGCCGUCAAAACUCGCCAACAGAAGAUACAAAGGUAAACCAACCCACCAUCUUAGUUGAUGGUCAAAAGCUGAUGAAAACUGAGCCAGAUUUUCUUGAAGCUCAGCAGUCACUAACUCAGCAAGGAUUUCAAAUUGAUCCAAACACUUUUGAACCUGUUGCAAUUGAUCCUGUACACUUUGAUUAUCCAAAUCAUUUAAUGCCAUCAAUGGAUAGUCCCAACUUCAACAUGGACUAUACCCAACUACUUCAGCGCCAGCAGCAGCCAAUUGCAGUUCUUACCCAGCAGCAGUAUGCUUUGGCUGCUCAGCAGCAACAAUUAGGCUUGACUCCUCCUCCCGCCGCGAUCACAUCUCCAAACCCCUACGUAGUCAGUUCAGCUGCUGCAGCUCAGGAUCCUUAUGCUGCUAUGGGGAUUCAGAUUGCAGCUACUGAAGGCACAUAUGCUGCCCACAGAGAAAGCUCUGGUGUUGAACACCAGCACUUCAGCCUCCAAGGUCCUGCUGUGAUUCAUCCCCAGUAUUACAGUUUACAAACUCCAUGGGGACUAUAUCCAGCCAAUUUAAUACAACAGCAGGGGCAGCAACCUCACCCUGGAGCUCCACAAUCUGCUGCAGCAUUAACUCAACAGCAGCAGCAGCAGCUUUUGCGUGGUCAGUCAGGUCGCCCAGUUACUCCUCAGCAACAAAAUGAAAAUAUUCCAGCUUCUGCACUUCAAGCCCAGGCUCUGCAAACACCAAAUGCUGCAGGUUAUCAGUUUUUGGCUACUGCCUAUUAUGACCAAAAUGGUCAGUUGGUCAUGGGUAAUCCACGUGGUAUUGGUACUCCUGUUAGGCUAGUUUCCCCUGCUCCAGUUUUGGUUAAUACUGGUAAUCAGCAAGGUAAUGCGAAUUCUAUUGGAAACAAUCCUUUGCGCCUAUUAACAACCCAGGCUCAGCAAGCACAGACACCUCCUGUUAUCUACUCAAGUAACAAUUCAAGUAACAGUGCCACACCUCAACAGAACAAUACUCUUGGUGGUGGUUACACACCCUCAAGUACAUUACCUGGUUAUACCCAAGUAACAUCCAGUCUGUUCACUCCUAUUAGUGCCAAUCUUGGAUUGACAGCACAACAACAAAAUAAUUUUAGUGGACCUACUGCCAAUUUGGGUGGUUCAGCACCAGGUGCAAUUGGUUCUGGGUUAAAUAGCCAGCGUCGUGAUUCAUUAGAUUUUAAAAGGCAACAACCCACUUCAGUGUUAUUUAACCAAUAUUAUAAUUCCAUUGGAGGCAUGUCUGGUGCUCCAGCUGGACCAAUGGGACUGGUACAGCCUGGCCAGUCAGUUACUCCUCCACCAUCUUUAUCUGGCUCCACAUCCAACCUCUCAAUAGGUUUAAGCAACACAGGCAGGUUGGUUUCAGCUGCACCUGGUGCUGAAACCAGAUUUCGAAAUGGGCCAAUUACUCCUGGUGGAGGUUUGCUUACGAGUGGUGCACUUUUCAACAGGGCUCACAGAAGUGCUAGCCUGUCCAAAGAAGCUUCUGGAAGGAGCCGUUUAUUGGAGGACUUCCGAAAUAACAGAAUUCCAAAUCUCCUCCUGAAAGACCUUGUCAACCAUGUUGUAGAAUUUUCACAAGAUCAGCAUGGCUCCAGAUUCAUCCAGCAAAAACUUGAAAGAGCAACCUCCCAAGAAAAAGCUAUGGUCUUCAAUGAGAUUUUAUCUGCUGCUUACAGUUUAAUGACAGACGUAUUUGGAAACUACGUUAUUCAGAAGUUCUUUGAAUUUGGAAUUAAUGAGCAGAAACAAACCUUGGCCCAGCGUGUGAGAGGUCAUGUUCUGUCCUUGGCAUUGCAGAUGUAUGGUUGUCGGGUUAUUCAGAAAGCCCUUGAAUCUAUUCCCCCAGACAUGCAGGUUGAGAUUGUCAAGGAAUUAGAUGGGCAUGUGUUGAAAUGUGUCAAGGACCAGAAUGGUAAUCAUGUUGUGCAGAAAUGUAUUGAAUGUGUGGAGCCGAAACACCUUCAGUUCAUCAUUGAUGCCUUUAAAAGUCAUGUGUUCAGUUUGUCCACACAUCCUUAUGGUUGCAGAGUAAUUCAACGAAUUCUGGAGCAUUGUACUAAUGAGCAGACUACACCAAUUCUAGAAGAGCUACAUGAACACACAGAAAGACUUGUACAAGAUCAAUAUGGCAAUUAUGUUGUGCAACAUGUUCUAGAGCAUGGUCGUGCAGAAGACAAAAGCAAGAUUGUCAGUGUUAUUCGGGGCAAAGUCCUUGAUCUUAGCCAACACAAAUUUGCCAGCAAUGUGGUGGAGAAAUGUGUAUCUCAUUCCUCAAGACAAGAACGAGCAUUUCUUAUUGAAGAAGUAUGUUCAAUGAAUGAUGGUCCCCACAGUGCCUUGUAUACAAUGAUGAAGGACCAAUUUGCCAACUAUGUUGUACAGAAGAUGAUUGAUGUGGCUGAACCGCCCCAACGAAAGAGUUUGAUGCAUAAGAUCCGUCCACACAUUGCCACAUUGCGCAAAUACACUUACGGAAAACACAUCCUGGCUAAGUUGGAGAAAUUUUUUAUGAAGGCCAGUUCUGAUAUGCCUCCAAUUAGUAUGGCACCCAAUGGCGCUCUCCCUUGA